AUGCACGCCACAACCCUCCUCACGACCGCGGCUCUUGCCAUUGGAGCCUCUGCUCAGCAAAGCUACAAGGCUUCCUUCACCCAGUAUGGCUCCGGCGACCAGAACAACUCUGGCAAUUGCAACGUGAAGACCACUGCGUGUGGCUACUACACUCAGCCCGGCUACUCUGCUGCCAUCUCGCAGAACGAGUUCGGUGCCGGACCUGGUCAAGGAGCUGGUCCUGGUUGUGGGACUUGCUGGAAGUUGACCAUUGAAACCAACUCCUCUGGCCAAAAGGUCUCGAACGCAGGUAACAGCAUCGUCGUGAAAGUCACCAACCUUUGCCCAGCCCAAGGCAACCCCCUCUGUGCCCAGAACGGCCUUUCCGGCACGAACCAGUACGGAGCCAACCUAAACUUCGACACUUGCAUCGACUCUGGUGCGUCGAAAGCACUAUUCGGCAGUUCGGGCGUCGGUCUAGGAGUGGGAACUGCUGUAGAGGUCAACUGUAACCAGUGGAGUGGAACUGUUGUUCAUUAG
This is a messenger RNA of Recurvomyces mirabilis, 519 nucleotides long. RefSeq lists its product as uncharacterized. The coding region runs from base 1 to 519 and encodes 172 amino acids. The record is from RefSeq and is a predicted model, not a curated record. NCBI's taxonomy places the organism in Eukaryota, Fungi, Ascomycota, Dothideomycetes, Mycosphaerellales, Teratosphaeriaceae. The transcript has 3 exons.